Molecule: messenger RNA, 2115 nt
Organism: Dacryopinax primogenitus
Lineage: Eukaryota; Fungi; Basidiomycota; Dacrymycetes; Dacrymycetales; Dacrymycetaceae
Product: carnitine acetyl transferase
Exons: 6
Coding region: 137-2011 (624 amino acids)
Biological process (GO): carnitine metabolic process
Cellular component (GO): mitochondrion; peroxisome
Molecular function (GO): carnitine O-acetyltransferase activity
Source: RefSeq, a predicted model, not a curated record
GCUCCGAGUGUCAGGGGGUGGGGAGAGCCUCAUAACUCCCCUCUCUCUCGCUUGUCACUUCUCAAGAGACAGAGCCACGCAGAUGCGACCCUCCCUCUCCCUCUUUUCUCUCUCCCGCGCUCUACAUAAACCAACAAUGCCACGUCCUUCAAAUUGGAAGUCGCUCGCUCCUCAGCUAAGUUUUCACCCUCCGGAGCCUCCCCUCCCCAGGCUGCCUGUGCUCCCCUUGGAAGAGACGAUCACCAAGCUCAAGCGCUCUCUUCACCCCUUGCGCGCGAACGAAGAGCAGUACAUAACCGCAUGCAAGAAACUGGACGAAUUCUCCCGCCCUGGAGGGGUGGGACGGAUGCUGCAGCAAAGGCUGGAGGAGAGAGAGAGACUAGGUGCAUUGGGGGAAGAUGGAGGCGAGGCGGGGGGACACUGGCUUGAGCGCUGGUGGGACGAUGGUGCAUAUAUGGCAUACAGGGACUCGAUUGUCGUCAAUGUUUCCUACUACUACGGCUUCACUCCCCAACCCGCGCACCUCCCCUCCCACCCUGCGUACUGCGCCGCCUCCCUCACUCGCGGAGCCCUCCUCUUCCGUCGCGCACUGUAUGCAGGCAAACUGGCACCGGAUAGCGUGAAGGAGGGGCCUCUAUGCAUGGACGCCUAUAGGUGGAUGUUCGACUGCUGUCGUGUCCCUGGUGUUCCAGCGGAUUGGGCGGUGAGCUAUGCCCAGGAUCUUGCGGUACAGGGAAAGCCGGGGCAUGUGAUCGUCAUACGAAGGAAUAGGUUCUGGAAGAUCGAGGUCGGGGACGUUAAUGAGGAGAUCUUGAGUACUUCGGAUCUGGAGCGUCAAUUCCAACACAUCUACACCCACAUGACAGCUGACGGACCCGCAGUCGGUAUUCUCGGGGGCAACGACCGCGACACCUGGUCGUCCGACUACGAGCGCCUCUCUCUCUCCCCGUCUAACGCCUCCCUCCUACAUGCUCUUCAAUCAGCCGCCUUCGUCGUUUGCCUCGACACCGAGCGGCCAGAGAGUAUCAUAGAUUUCUCUCGCGCGUGCUGGCAUGCAGGGACUUCGGGCGUCUCCUGGGGAAAUAGGUGGUACGACAAGCCUCUCCAGUGGAUCGUGUUCGACAACGGCAGGGCAGGAUUCAUGGGUGAACAUAGUGUGAUGGAUGGUACACCCACUGUCAGACUAUGCGACGCUGUCGUGCGAGGCCUACAGCGUCCGGACUUCGAUAACGGCUCGGUGUCUCCUACUCCACUGCCGAACCCGGAGGAGCUGGAAUGGCACCUCACCUCCGCGGACCAUUCAGCAAUCCUCAGCGCCACCGAGUCAUUCUCCACACUCAUACACUCGCAAGCGAUGAGCUACCACUGCACUUCCUACGGGAAAGCAGAGAUCAAGAAGUUCUCCGUAUCCCCCGAUUCCUGGGCGCAGAUGCUGAUCCAGCUCGCGCACGCGCGGGUGUUCCCAAGCCCGCCGGUAGGGACGUACGAAGCCGCCACUACUCGGCGAUUCGAGCGCGGGAGGACGGAAACGAUCAGGACAGUAAGCGAGGAAACUAGGCUUUGGGUGGAGAGUAUGCUGGACCCUGCGGUGGGGGACGAAGAGAAGAGGAAGAGGUUUAGGGAAGCGUGUGCCAGGCAUAUCGCCCUGGCAAGGGAAGCGGGCGCAGCCAGGGGAGUUGAUAGGCAUAUGUUUGGGCUGAAACACCUUCUGCGUGAAAACGAACCCAUGCCGGAAAUCUACACCGACCCACUCUAUCAGCGUGGUUCCACUUGGGUGCUCUCGACCUCGGCGAUAUUUAGCGAGCAUUUCCCGAGUUAUGGCUGGGGCGAGGUCGUUAGAGAAGGGUUUGGAGUCGCUUACAUGACCGGGUAUGAUGAUAGGAUCCAGUUCACGAUCACUUCGAGGAAGGAGAUGCCCAACGCAAGGUUUUGCGAGGAGAUCGAGAAGGCCGCGGAGGAGGUCAAGGACCUGUUCGAGAGGGAGAAACAGGACGGGAAGGCGAAGCUUUGACUUUGACGUUGAGCGGGAGAGGAGAGAGAAAUGGGAGUGUCAUCUGGACUGGGCAGACGAGGGAUGAGGUGGAAUAUAGAAGGUGGAAUAGACCUGGAGACAAU